AUGGAACAGCACAAAUAUUACGGCAGAUCGCUAAAUGGCCUCCUCUGCUGCCUCCUGACAGUGUGCCUUCACAAACUUAGCCAGUCGCAAAAACUGUGCACGGUCCCCCCUGAGCCUGUGUCCAUCAGGGAGAACAGCACAGUUGACACUUUCAUCGCCACGGUCAACACCACAGAGCGGGACAUCACGCUGACUCUCAUGGACAACCCAGAGGAAGCCUUCGAACUGCGAGGGACAGACCUGAUGGCCAAGAGAGGAUUAGAUUUUGAAGCUCUACUAAGUGAAGAUGCACUUACAGUCAGGAUUAAAUGCAACAAAACUGGCUUCAAAGCAGUUACCCUACCUCUUAUAGUACAAAUAGAGAACAUCAAUGAUAAUCCUCCAACCUUUGCCAAGGAUGAAUAUGUCUUAGAGAUUGAUGAGUUGAUGCCAAUAAAUUCCAGUAUUGGACUUAUUGAGGCUUCGGAUCUUGAUUCAGAUCUACUGUAUUACUCUUUGGAUCCAUCCACGAGCAAAUAUUUCAGACUGCAAACAGAGAACUACCCUAAACUCUUGGUCCAAAAGAUUGUGGAAUAUGAUGUCAUCCAGAAGAUGACACUGAUUUUAUAUGUCCAGGACACACCCAUUCCUACAGAACCUGGUGAACCAUCUUUUACAGCCACAACCACCAUCUCAGUCAAUGUGCGGGACAUUGAUAACCGUCCGCCUUGGUUCCAGCCGUGCACUAAGGCAACUAUCGGCAUCGCAAAACUCUGUUAUAGCUCAGGAUACAAGGGCAGAGUAAACUUAACUGAGAAACAAGAAGGUCCUUUACAGUUGCAACCAGGACCAAUAUAUGCAAAAGAUGGAGAUAAAAACAGAAAUGAACAGAUCAGUUACAAAAUUCUGAAAGGAAAUGAGGACAGCAUAUUUCAAAUUGACGAGAACACUGGAAACAUAACAAUGCUGAAGGCUGCUGACAUUGCUGGCCCAAUUACCUUGACAGUUCUGGCCUCACAGGUGACCAAUAGAGAUCAGUUUGCGAUCACCUCCGUCACCAUUGAGGUGAUGAAGAAGAGUCGGAAUGCGCCGAGGUUUGAGAAGGAGCGUUACGAGGCCUACGUCUACACUACCUCUGGGCCAGAGAAUAUGGUGAUGAGGGACAGGGCAUCCAACAGACCCUUUAGAGUUAGAGCGCGCGAUGAGGAUUUCGCAACUGGUACGAAUCCUGACAUACGAUACGAGGUCCAGUACAGCAGCUAUGUCAACGUGACCACAGAUGGCUUUGUUCUCCUGAAGAAGGCAGUGAAAACAGACUCCUUUGCUCUGCAGCUCCGUGCUGUGGACAUCUCUACUGGGGAGUCAGGGACGGCCGCUCUGUCUGUACAAGUCAUACCUGUGCCAGGUGUCCAGUCACCAUCUGAAGGCUACAGGGCGGGAGACAUGGCUUUGUUGGGCUUUGUCAUGGCGGCUCUGCUUGUGAUGUGCCUUAUCGUCAUCGGAUUCCUCAUCUCGCGCCUGAGAAAAGGGAACGCCAAUGCGCUCAAGUUAUCAGAGUGUCUAGAUCCAUGCCUCAAGCUUACCCAACCCAGGAGGCGCCCGAGAGACAGCAUGCAGUUCACCAAUGACGGCUUCAUGAACGAGGGAGGAGACCCCAAUAGAGGGUUACCUCCGAGGAGACUCGUGGGCUCAGACCGUAGACCGGACUCUAUAAAGACCGCCAGGGCCCGAGCGAUGAUCCGCGAGCGGCAGAAACCGCCAUGUAGCUCCUGUGGCCAUCACGUCCAGGCCAACCACGUCCACAAUAGAGGCCCCGCGGCUCAAGCCAAAGCCCGGCCAGGGGGCGGGCAGGGAACGGAGCAGGUGAGGUCCAUCCUCACCAAGGAGAAGAAGAGGGACGAGCGGCACAAGAGCGUCUGGUUCAAGGAGAGUGCCGACACCUCUGAGAUCCAGGUGGAGAUCAUCCCGGACAACAUAGGCCUCAAGCCCGAGGAGGAUGCGCGGGACCUGGACGCAGACUCAGUGAACUCCGCUGCACCCGUGGAGAGCGAGAUGGAGCUGGGAGACCUCACUGCUAUGAUUACGCAAGAUCUGGGAGGCGCAGGGACCUCUGUUCCUGAUAACAAGGAGGACGAGAAUGGAGACAAACCUGACCAGUAGUGGAUGCUAAUUUACAGACACUCCAGUUCAAAUAUGACCCAAAAGGGAAGAAGUUUAUGGGAGACACACAAAAAACAGAUGCUCUUCUCUCAUAGUAUGUUGGUUAUGAUUCCCACUUUGGCUUCUAGGGAACUCUAUGUCCACUGUUGCAAGUCUCUUUCUGCAAAACCGGUUGAAUGCAUCAGAUAACUGUUCAAAUGGUUCAGGUUAGAUUGAUCAGGUCUUUUUUCAGCUAAUCAUGGGCCAACAAAGGCUGGACUAAAGGCUCGUUCCCCAUGGGCAAGCAUGUGAAACUCAUGUGUCUGCUGAGGGAGAUUUAGGUGGCUUCUUAAUUCAGCAUUUUCAGUCAGGUGUGACAGAACAAAGUGAGGCCAGAAACAUGCAAGACAUGCAAAAUACCAAAACAUAUGGGCCCGGUUUCUAGUGUAUGGAUUAAGCCUAAUCCUAGACUAACACUUGUUUUCAGGGAAGAUUAUCACUGAAGUUCUCUUUUAGUCUAGGCCUAAUUUAGUCUUUUAGUCUAUAGGCCUAAUUUUGAAUCCAUGUACAAGAAACCAGUCCAUGAAAGCAAAAGAUAUGAGAUGAUCUGAAAGGUAAAUAAGGUAACUUCUACAUGUACAGUUUAUUUGUAAUUUUUAUGGCACUUAUUCAUCUUAAUUGGCAAUGUAUUUUUGUGCACUUUUUGACCACUCUAUGCAAAAGUGUUUUAGGGUUAGGUACAGUGACAGUGUUCUUCAUUUUUGUUAUGUUUCAAGGCAUUGUUAAAUGAUUUGCCAUUUUUGAAUGUAUUUGACACAUACUACUCUAACGCAGCUACCAAGUCAUCUCAGUUUUAUGGACAUAUUUUGAUACUUCAACUUGUCAACCUUACUAAGCACAUAUUAAGCAUUGGUUGUGUGUGUACUGUGUGUUUGUAUUUUGUUCUUAAGGAAUGUUACAGAAAGAAUAACUUAUUAAAUUAUUUUGAAA
Molecule: messenger RNA, 3108 nt
Organism: Sardina pilchardus (European sardine)
Lineage: Eukaryota; Metazoa; Chordata; Actinopteri; Clupeiformes; Clupeidae
Gene: cdhr5a
Product: cadherin-related family member 5a
Exons: 14
Coding region: 1-2139 (712 amino acids)
Biological process (GO): homophilic cell-cell adhesion
Cellular component (GO): membrane; catenin complex
Molecular function (GO): calcium ion binding; cadherin binding
Source: RefSeq, a predicted model, not a curated record